Saccostrea cuccullata (small rock oyster) is the source of this 2134-nucleotide messenger RNA. Its product is annotated as E3 ubiquitin-protein ligase TRIM45-like. The record is from RefSeq and is a predicted model, not a curated record. Bases 587 to 1951 code for a protein of 454 amino acids. Gene Ontology annotation, molecular function: zinc ion binding; protein binding. Lineage: Eukaryota; Metazoa; Mollusca; Bivalvia; Ostreida; Ostreidae. The transcript has 3 exons.
UACAACAUGAGAUUACUUUAAUAUUAAUGUUACUCACAUAACUCUUCUAUUUUGGAGAGCAAAAUUAUUAAAAGAUGUUUUAAAAAUAUUAUUCUGUUAUAUUUGCUUGUUUUAUUUUAUGUUUUCCUUUCUAAUGAAUCAGCAUUCAUCUAUUGCAUUCACAUCACUAUGAACACAGCUUCUUUGCCUAUGAAUGCAGUUUGUUUCUCACACUUGCACAGAAGAAACUUCCACAAUUUAAUACCCUAAUGGGCCUCAAUAAAUAUGUCUAAAGAGCAAAUGUUGAUCAUAAUACUAUGUUUAUUGAAAAAUGUAGUUUCUUUCAUGAAUAUACACAAUGGAGUGAUUACAUGAACUUUCCUUAUACUUUAAAUUAUAAAGGAAAUAAUCAAAUUCACAUGCAAUGAUCUAUACAAAAUAAAUCUUGCAUAGUGAAUAUCCUUCUACACCAGGAAAUAUGAACACCUGACAGGUAGAUAGCACAGGUACCAAGUGAGUGUAUGGCAAGAACAGUGUGUAUAGAGACUAAACUUGGAUUAAAAGACAGGAAGGCCACCAUUACUGAAGUCAGUCACAGAAUCUCACGAUGGACCCCCGUAUCAGUGCCCAGGACAUGAUGCGAUGUGACUUGUGUGAGACCGCUAUGGUACAGAUGCACUGUGAUACAUGUCUUGUUAACCUGUGUAUAGCUUGUGUAGGAAAACAUAUGAUAUCUGAUCAAUCCAAAAAACAUGAAAUUGUCCCAUUCAAGCUUAAAAAAUCUAUAUCCCUAUGUUUUGAUUGUACGUCUCAUGUCAAAGAACGAUGUAGAAUGUACUGUCAUCAAUGUGACAUUCCUGUCUGCCAUAAGUGCAUCAAUGCAUCUGAUCAACAUCUAGGUCAUAAAUUAUUAGAAUUAUGGAAAGUUGUGGAUGAAAAAAAGGAAAAAUUCACCAAAGAACAAAUUGAGCUAAAUAAGACAAUAUACCCAACCUACCAGGACAUUGCUUCUGGUGUACAAAACAGAAUGAGUCAGUUAGAAAAGGAAUAUGGAGAUCUCUCAACAGCCAUAACAAAACAUGGAGAGGACUGGCACAGAGAAAUUGACAAACUUGUCCAGGAACUUAAAGCUGAAGUUGAUGUGAUGAAAAGCACACAGUUACAAACUCUACAGAAACAUCUGGAUGAAAUAAACAAGACAAUGUCUGACAUCAAGGAUGAAAUUAAUACAAUGGAAAUGGCUAUAAACACUAAUGACUUGUCAAAACUAUUAAAAGUCAAAUCCAAUGUACAUUUGUACAAAAAUCUUUCACAAAAAUGUGUACCUACAUGUAUUUCACCCAAACUCCUUCCUGGAAAAAUCCAAGGAGUAAAACUUAGUGAACUGUUUGGAGCCAUAUCAUCAAACCAUCUCAUUUCAUAUGAACAACUGCUUGAAGAACCAAAGACUGUCACCACCAUAGACACUGGGUAUGGAUACCUUUACAAUGUGGCCUGUCUGAGUGAUGAAGAAAUCUGGACAAGUGGAAAUAGCAACACCAUGAAACUCUUCAGCAUCAAUCAGGGAUCACUACUCAAGGCAAUCAGAACCAAGUCUGGGAACCUACUAACUGACAUAAAAGUGACAAAAAGUGGAGAUCUAGUUUACACUGAAUAUAAUGGUGGAACUAUAAACACUGUUAAGAAUAAGAAGAUAGAAGCAAUCAGACUCCAGAACUGGAAACCUCGUGGUGUCUGUAGUACCUCCUCUGGUGACCUCCUGGUUACCAUGUACAAUGAUGAUUACAAACAAACAAAAGUUGUCCGUUACUCUGGCUCCACAGAGAAACAAACCAUUCAGUUUGAUGAUAAAGGUACACUGGACAUACUCCUGCUCCAAAGAACCAACCAUUCAGUCCACGAGGAAUCACCACAGACAGUCAGAAUCGUAUCCUUACAGCUGAUGAUAAAAAUGACUGUGUCCACAUCAUAGACCAGGAUGGACAGUUCCUCCGUUACAUAGACUGUGGACUGAGUAAACCCUGGGGACUGUGUACAGAUACAAAUGACAAUCUGUUUGUUGCUCAGUAUGGAACAAGACAAGUGAAGAAAAUCAAAUAUUUGAAGUGAAAUACAUCACUGUGUUGUAUUUGAUUUAAACUAAACAACAAAAGAA